AAUUCUAUCAUAUUCCAUUUCCCCCAACUCUGCAAUUCAUGAUUUUUUCCCGGUUCCGAAGCUAGGAGAUAUGGCGGUUCGCCUCGUCAACGGAUUCCGCUGCUGCACAGUCACACCGUCGCCCACCGCCCUCAGAUGUUGCCUGCGCCACCAUAAUCAUCUUCACUUCCACUCCUCCACUUGCUUCUCAAUUUCCCGGCGAAUUCGUUGUCGCCGCAUAUCAUUUGGCUAUGAGGUGGUUCGGAGGUACUCGGCGCAGAGUCUGGUAGAUAUGGUGAUGGAGGAGCUCGACUCAAUCCGGAAGCGCGGUAUAGCUCGCGCCUCAAAUAAAUUGGGAUUGGGAACUAGUGAUCAGCUUAUUGAAAGUAAGCCUGGAAAGAAGACUCUGGAGAAAGGGUUGUUGCUAGAGUUCAAGAAGGACUCGGAGAGGGUCUUACUAGCAGUUGUGCAGAAACCGGACGGCAAAAAGAACUGGAUGGUUUCUGAUCAGAAUGGUGCGAUGGCAUCUAUCAAGCCACAGCAAAUUACUUUCAUUGUCCCGGGUAUCAAGGACUUUGAUCACAUGGAGAUACCAAACUUUAUUCAGAAAGCACAAGAUAAUCUGGACCCAGCACUGCUUGAAUUUGCGUGGAUUGAGCUUGUUGAAAAGAAUAAAUCAAUAACCGUGGAAGAGCUUGCAGAGAUGAUGUUUGGUAGUGCAGAACCUCUGGAGAGCUAUUCUGCUCAUUUGUUGCUUUCAAAGGAUGAUAUAUACUUCACAACAAUGGAAACUAAAGGUUCAUAUUCCGUUUAUGGGCCAAGACCUGCCGUUCAGGUGGAAGAACUUAUGCGCAGGAAGCUAGUCAAAGAGGCUGCAGAGAGGGAACUUGAAGAGUUUGUCAAUUUACUGAGAUCUGCCAGGGAUGCACUGUUUCAUGAGAAGCCCCCGAAGUCCAUGUGGAGCUCUGAAGAGAAAAAUCAAACAAAAAUUGAGAUUCUUCAAGCAUAUGCAAUUGAUGAUUGUCGGAAUGAAGAUGAAAAGAAGACUGCUGGGAUGAUUUUGAAGGCCAUAGGAUUUCCUAAAACAGCAUCAGCAGCAAUGAAUCUCCUCAUCGAUAUUGGUUAUUUCCCAGUACACGUAAAUCUUGAUAUACUGAAGCUCAACAUUCAUACUGAUUAUGCAGAAGAGAUUCUUAUGGCCGCCGAAAGGCUUUUGCUCGAGUCACCUGACCAAGACGAGGUUGAGAGGAAAGAUCUCACUCACUUAAAGGUUUAUGCCAUUGAUGUUGAUGAAGCUGAUGAGCUCGAUGAUGCACUGAGUGCAACUAGGCUUCAGGACGGCCGUAUAAAGAUCUGGAUCCAUGUAGCAGACCCUACAAGAUUGGUCCAGCCUGGAAGCAUCAUAGACAAAGAGGCAAUGAAGAGGAGCACUUCUGUGUUUUUACCAUCUGCUACAUACCCGAUGUUCCCUGAGAAGUUAGCCAUGGAAGGCAUGAGUUUGAAGCAAGGGAAGCACUGCAAAGCUGUUACAGUUUCAGUUGUGCUGCAUGGUGAUGGUGGAAUUGCAGAAUACUCAGUUGAAAACUCAUUCAUCAAACCAACAUAUAUGUUAACUUAUGAGAGUGCAACAGAACUCCUUCAUUUGAACCUGGAAGAGGAGGCUGAACUCAGACUUCUUUCAGAGGCUGCUACACUGCGAUUUCAAUGGCGUCGAAGGCAGGGUGCAAUAGACGCAUCUACAUUAGAAGCCAGAAUCAAGGUGACCAACCCAGAUGAUCCAGAGCCCUUGAUCAAGCUGUAUGUGGAGAAUCAGGCAGAUCCUGCUAUGCGUCUUGUAUCUGAGAUGAUGAUACUUUGUGGCGAAGUUAUGGCCACUUUUGGUUCUGUGAACAAAAUUGCCUUACCUUACCGGGGACAACCUCAGUCAAAUAUUGAUAUAUCUGAUUUUGCUCAUCUUCCUGAAGGCCCUGUUAGGAGUUCUGCUAUAGUUAAAACCAUGCGUGCUGCUGAAUUUGAUUUCAGGAAGCCUACGCGCCACGGAGUUUUAGGACUUCCUGGAUAUGUUCAAUUCACAUCUCCCAUACGUAGAUAUAUGGAUCUACUUGCUCACUAUCAGGUAAAAGCAUUUCUCAGGGGAGAUUCUCCUCCUUUUUCAGCAGGACAGCUGGAGGGGAUGGCUUCUAUGGUAAAUAUGAAUAUAAGGUUAGUGAGGCGGCUUAGCUCUAGCAGUCUCCGCUAUUGGAUGAUAGAAUACCUGAGACGGCAACCAAAAGAAAAGAAGUUUUCUGCCUUGGUCCUUCGAUUCAUCAAAGAUAGAGUUGCUGCAAUACUCUUGAUGGAGGUUGGAAUACAAGGUUCUGCUUGGGUAUCUCUAGGUGUACAAGUAGGUGAUGAAGUAAAAGUUGUGGUAGAAGAAGCACAUCCACGUGAUGAUGUUCUUAUAUUUAAGGAGGCUCAAGCAAUUUAGAGACUCAAUAUGGUGAAACGCACUAGCUGCAAUCUGAUUUCAAGAUUCUCAUGAACAGCACCCUUGAAAUUGGAAAACGAGAAAAGAGACGUUGCUGCGUCAUGAAAAGAACAUGGUUUUUGCUUCAAUGCUGUAUAUCUGGUGGUAUCAAUACAGAAACGCUCAUGUGCUAAUUAUAAAGAAAGGACUAAUUUUUGGGCAGCUGCAGGCAACUAAAAUAUGAGGGUCAGCUUAGUGCAGGGCAGUAGGAGUCUCUAGAAGAGGAUACUGCGGUAACUUGUGUGUAUUUAUAUCAUUGGCAAGAAGCAAGUUGCCGAGAUGUUCUGAUAAUUUAUUUGAAGCAAUGUCGCUACUACAUUUUAUAUUCUUCCACAGACUUUGAUUAGUGGUUCGUGCUCCGAGUUGAGAAGGUUCUUGGUCUUCUCCCUAGGCUAUCUUCUGUCUGUAUAUAUUACACAAAUUUUGGUGGGACGAUUUUGUAUUCAAGUGUAUCUAGUAAUUUGGUGAUCAGGCAGAUAAAAUACUCGUUCUUGCA
This is a messenger RNA of Salvia hispanica, 2981 nucleotides long. RefSeq names its product Ribonuclease II/R family protein. Gene Ontology annotation, biological process: mRNA catabolic process. Gene Ontology annotation, molecular function: RNA binding; 3'-5'-RNA exonuclease activity. Lineage: Eukaryota; Viridiplantae; Streptophyta; Magnoliopsida; Lamiales; Lamiaceae. Gene Ontology annotation, cellular component: P-body. The record is from RefSeq and is a predicted model, not a curated record.